AGGGAAGGCAGCGAGCAGGAUCCCCUACACCGCGGGCGGCGCGAGGCGUCUGGCUCUUCGCGGCGGCUGCGAGGGGAAAAGCAGCGCGGGGGCUGGGUGGAAUCGAGGAGUGAGGAAAAAAGGAAGGGGCGGGGGAGAGGGACCAGGGAAGGCGUCGGGGGGAAUCUCGCGAGGGUUGGAGUUUUGGCGAGAGUUUGUGGAAGAUGGCGCCUGUUGUGACAGGGAAAUUUGGUGAGCGGCCUCCACCUAAACGACUCACUAGGGAAGCUAUGCGAAAUUAUUUAAAAGAGCGAGGGGAUCAAACAGUACUUAUUCUUCAUGCAAAAGUUGCACAGAAGUCAUAUGGAAAUGAAAAAAGGUUCUUUUGCCCUCCUCCUUGUGUGUAUCUUAUGGGCAGUGGAUGGAAGAAAAAAAAAGAACAAAUGGAGCGUGAUGGUUGUUCUGAACAAGAGUCUCAACCAUGUGCAUUUAUUGGAAUAGGGAAUAGUGACCAAGAAAUGCAGCAGCUAAACUUGGAAGGAAAGAACUAUUGCACAGCCAAAACAUUAUACAUAUCUGAUUCAGACAAGAGAAAGCACUUCAUGUUGUCUGUAAAGAUGUUCUAUGGCAACAGUGAUGACAUCGGUGUGUUCCUCAGCAAGCGGAUAAAGGUCAUCUCCAAACCUUCCAAAAAGAAGCAGUCAUUGAAAAAUGCUGACUUGUGCAUUGCCUCAGGAACAAAGGUGGCUCUGUUUAAUCGACUUCGAUCCCAGACAGUUAGUACCAGAUACUUGCAUGUGGAAGGAGGUAAUUUCCAUGCCAGUUCGCAGCAGUGGGGAGCAUUUUACAUUCAUCUCCUGGAUGAUGAUGAAUCAGAAGGAGAAGAAUUCACAGUCCGAGAUGGGUACAUCCAUUAUGGACAAACAGUCAAACUUGUGUGUUCAGUUACUGGCAUGGCACUCCCAAGAUUGAUAAUUAGGAAAGUUGAUAAGCAGACCGCAUUACUGGACGCAGACGACCCUGUGUCACAACUCCAUAAAUGUGCAUUUUACCUUAAGGAUACAGAAAGAAUGUACUUGUGCCUUUCUCAAGAGAGAAUAAUUCAAUUUCAGGCCACUCCAUGCCCGAAAGAACCAAAUAAAGAGAUGAUAAAUGAUGGCGCUUCCUGGACAAUCAUUAGCACAGAUAAGGCAGAGUAUACGUUUUACGAGGGGAUGGGCCCUGUCCUGGCCCCCGUCACCCCUGUGCCUGUCGUAGAGAGUCUUCAGUUGAAUGGCGGUGGGGACGUAGCAAUGCUUGAACUCACAGGACAGAAUUUCACUCCAAAUUUACGAGUGUGGUUUGGGGAUGUAGAAGCUGAAACUAUGUACAGAUGUGGAGAGAGUAUGCUCUGUGUCGUCCCAGACAUUCUGCAUUCCGAGAAGGUUGGAGAUGGGUGGCAGCCAGUCCAGGUUCCAGUAACUUUGGUCCGUAAUGAUGGAAUCAUUUAUUCCACCAGCCUUACCUUUACCUACACACCAGAACCAGGGCCGCGGCCACAUUGCAGUGCAGCCGGAGCAAUCCUUCGAGCCAAUUCAAGCCAAGUGCCCCCUAACGAAUCAAACACAAACAGCGCGGGAAGCUACACAGACGCCAGCACAAAUUCCACCAGUGUCGCAUCAUCUACAGCAACAGUGGUGUCCUAACUACCGUCUUUUUGCUAGGACUUAAACUGACUUGAGUGCGGCAAAAAGUUGACAAAAGAGAGGAAAAAUAAAUGAACAAUCUUUUGUGGUUUCUUGGGAAAACUUUUCAUACCAGGUGAUACUAUUCAAAAUCCGUUACCUGCAAGUGCUGAUUUGAAAUGCAGAAGCCACAGUAAAA
Propithecus coquereli (Coquerel's sifaka) is the source of this 1842-nucleotide messenger RNA. It is a transcript of the gene RBPJ, whose product is annotated as recombination signal binding protein for immunoglobulin kappa J region. The record is from RefSeq and is a predicted model, not a curated record. Lineage: Eukaryota; Metazoa; Chordata; Mammalia; Primates; Indriidae. Gene Ontology annotation, cellular component: nucleus; MAML1-RBP-Jkappa- ICN1 complex. Gene Ontology annotation, molecular function: DNA-binding transcription activator activity, RNA polymerase II-specific; RNA polymerase II cis-regulatory region sequence-specific DNA binding. Gene Ontology annotation, biological process: regulation of transcription by RNA polymerase II; Notch signaling pathway.